AUGGCGCCAAUGUCGAAUCCAUGUUUGAAACGGCUGGCGUUACUAACCUUAGAUUCGGUGGGAUCCGGUUCAGAUUCCUCAUCUUGUCGUCAUGGUGACGGUUCCUCUUGCGGGGCAUCGGGUCUUGGGCUGCAGCCACAGGGAGCUUUAUUAGCAAUGGUUGCUAUGGCUGCCUCUACAUAUUUCUUUUUGAAUUCCUUCUCAUACCAUGACAUGACUCGCAAUAAUCUUAGAGGCACACCAGGACCCAAAGUUGCACAUGGGAUCAUCAAGAAAAACGAUGGUUCGUCAAGGAGUUUGCUUGCUAAAGAUCUUACAAAGGUAAACGCUACUGAAGUUCGCGCUAAUAAAGCUAGUUUCUUGAAGCCAAUAAUGAUGCUUGGCCAAAACAAAAAUUAUCUGGACAUGAUUCCGGAUCUCGGUUUUGGAAGCAUGCUUAGUGAUGGUUUUGUUUUCCGACAAAACUUUCAAAUCAGAUCAUAUGAAGUUGGGUCAGACCAAGCAGUUACUAUAGAAACCCUUAUGAAUCUAUUGCAGGAAACAUCCAUAAAUCAUUUGAAGGCAAUUGGAGUAUGGGGUGGUGGCUCUGGUUUAACACGAGAGAUGUGCAAGAUCAAGAACCUAAUCUGGGUGAUGUCAAAGCUGCAAGUGGCAGUGGAUCGUUAUCCAAUAUGGGAUGAUGUUAUUCAAAUUGAUACUUGGAAAGGUGCCUAUGGGAAAAUUGGAAUAUGCUCCAAUUGGACGAUUUGUGAUGCCAAAACAGGCGAGAUAUUACUAACAGCCUCGUGUAUUUGGUUAAUGAUGAAUGAAGAGACAAGAAGGUUAUCCAAAUUCCCAUAUGAAGUUCGAAGUGAAUUAGACGAACACUUAACAAAUGUUACACUGCCCGUGGUCGCUAGAAAAUGGUGUAGGUCCCUUUUUCACGGAGGAUAA
Helianthus annuus (common sunflower) is the source of this 933-nucleotide messenger RNA. RefSeq names its product palmitoyl-acyl carrier protein thioesterase, chloroplastic. The record is from RefSeq and is a predicted model, not a curated record. Gene Ontology annotation, biological process: fatty acid biosynthetic process. The transcript is spliced from 5 exons. Gene Ontology annotation, molecular function: fatty acyl-[ACP] hydrolase activity; acyl carrier activity. NCBI's taxonomy places the organism in Eukaryota, Viridiplantae, Streptophyta, Magnoliopsida, Asterales, Asteraceae. The coding region runs from base 1 to 933 and encodes 310 amino acids.